CCCGGGCUAACAGUGCACUGUAGUGAUCAGAGCACCAAGCUCUGUCAUCUACAACAUUUACCUACACAAGAACAUCCUCACUUCAGCCGUGGAUAUUUCACUGCACACAGGGAUCCUACCCGGUCCUUCUUCUGCUUCUGAGCUGGAACUCGCUGAGGAAAAUGUCGGCUUCAGUACUGUCUUCCAUCUACGACUUGGACCUGUUGUACAGGGAGAAAAGCCAAGGUUCAAAUGCAAUGCACCUAAACAACAUGCUGGAUAAAAGAACAGUAGGAAUACCACUUGCCACAUCUAAUAAAAACAAUAACAGGUCCAAUUUGGGAUAUUUCCGCUCCAACUCUGCCAUUCACAUGGACUCACUCAGUGCCUAUAAGGAGACAUCACCAUCAUAUAUGAACAAGGAGAACAAAUUCCGGGAUCACGCAUUUAGUGAGAAUAGUGGUCAACAACUGCAGGACAUGCUCCAACCCAAGCCUGGAUCACAGAUCAACUCCACCCGAUACAAAACCGAACUCUGCAGACCCUUCGAGGAAAAUGGUUCCUGCAAAUACGGAGAGAAGUGCCAGUUUGCACACGGCUACCACGAACUGCGCAACCUUUCCCGCCACCCAAAAUACAAGACUGAGCCAUGCCGCACUUUCCACACCAUCGGCUUCUGUCCAUAUGGGCCACGCUGCCACUUCAUUCACAAUGUAGAUGAGCGCAGAGCUGCUCCAAAUGCUCAGAUCAGAUUGACCGACAAGGAAUCCAGUCCGUUUCUUACACAUAAAGAGAGAGAAAGACCCAGGUUGCACCACAGCUUAAGCUUUUCUGGCUUCCCCAGCUCUCACAGUGCCAUGAUUGACAGCCCAACAUCACGCACACCGCCACCACCCUCUACAUGCCCUCUCACAUAUUUCGAAGAUGCGCUUACACCGAGCGCACACUGCCUACGCGCCUUCACUUUCCCUGAGCAAGACCUAAAAAACUUCCUGGCCCCUUUAAUCCCACAGGCCCAGGGCGGUUUUAACACCCAAGCUUCGUAUGGGCCACCACCUUCACCUCCUUUUACAGUCCCAGUGCACAGUAUGCUCUCUGAGUCCCCACCGGUAUUCGACUCCCCUCCGAGUCCGCUUGACUCCCCCUCGGAUCCAGAGAGCUUUGUUAGUGGCUCCCGCUGCUCGUCGGGUACGAUCAGUGGAUCUGAGUCACCCAAUCUGGACUCAAACAGACGUUUACCCAUCUUCAGCAGGCUUUCUAUCUCAGAUGAUUAAAUUAUCACUAUUAUUAUCAUUGUUAUUCACUAUAAGCUUGAGAUUUUCAAACAAACAAACAGUAAACAAGAAGGUGCCUUAUAUAUAUACAUAUACUGUAUAUUUUUCAAUCAAGAGCCUGUUUUGUCCGAAAAACUACAGAUGGGUGAAAAAUUAAAGGUAAAACCAACACAAAGUUUUUUAGUGAGAUGUUGUUAUUUUGGAUCCACUUCCAGGAGAACUAUUUAAAUACAUUACACAGGUGUUGGGUCAGAAUAACUAUCUGAGUCCUUUACAUAUAACAGGACAAGUGGACCCCAAUGUUUAGAGUAAAUUGUCCCUCAAAGCAUUUAAGUGCCACAUAUGCACAUGUCAACAGCAUGAUUAUUUAUCUUUAGUCUGCAGAUGGUUUUUGAAACGUUUAGCAUAUAUUACACGUUACAAAGCAUUGUACAAUGCAAACGGUUCAUUUACAUCAUGCAGUACUUCAGUCUGGAAGUGUUUGUAAUCAUUAUUUAACCAGGUCUUUGCUUUAAUUUAUCAGUAUCUGUAGUGAAGUCGGACAAAACUCUGGUGCCUGGUGUGAGUGAUUCACAGCACCCCCUUGUGGGCAGAUUAAUUAAGUGCAGUUUUUGCCAUUGUGCCACAGGUUGCUGAUGGGGAAUGUGCCAUUGUUGUUUCAUGCUAUAAAAUCUAUUUAACUUAUUUAUUUUUGUCAUGUGAAAUAUAUGGCCUCCUUGGAUCAAACGAGUCCAUUUAGUAUUUAUCACCUCUAAAGCAAUACAUUUAUAUUCCUUUUAAAUUAUGAUCUCCAUUGUUAAUCUGGAAUCACAUCUUUUUUUCUCUCACAAUAAUAUAUUUUGUUAUAUUGGGGGUAUUUUGCUGUAAAUACAUAAAUAAUUUAUAAAUGUAUGCUAUUUAUUUUAUCGUUUUGUUUACUAUGUGUCUUACGAAGCCUCAUUUCUUUUUCGGGGUGGGGGGACAGGAUCUCUGGGCAUUUGAUUUGUAUAGGAUGUAGAGACUUUACAUAAUGUAUGAACUAGCCUUUCACAAUUCAAAUUAUGUGUGUAAAGAAUAGUGACAAUACGGACAACCAAAAAAGUUAGCACAUAGUUGCACUAUUUCAGUCAAGUGCCAGAGAAUGUAGCAGUCAUUAUCUUAAUGUUCACUUUCUAAAAUGUGCCUAUGAAUCUAAGUGAUCUUGUAGAUCAACUUAACUAAGGAUUUUGCUUUAGUGCCUAUGUCAAGCAAAUUCAACUGAAUGUAGCUUUUGUUUUGUUAGAUUAAGAUGACAUUGAUUUAGAUUAUUUAAGUGUUUUAUUCAGUUGUAGUAUGCAUUACUUUGGAAAUGUUUUAAAUACACCAUUCCUCGUAAUAUCAAGAAUCCUGUUUGCCUUUAUGUAAAAUUUCUGAACUUGCUGGUCGGGAACAUAUUUUGAAAAUCUGUGUCAUAAAUAGUUAAGGCUUAAUGAUCAUGUGGACUACUUAGAUUGGAGGUAAACAUUUUGAAUGUAAAGACAGGUCAGCUUGAGUUUAGGGAUUGUGUAUGCAACCUUGGCAUGAGGCAUACAUUUGUAUUUUGAAAUACUUUAAAUAGAUAUCUUAAUAAAGAUGCAUUUUAAAUAGAAAA
This is a messenger RNA of Trichomycterus rosablanca, 2862 nucleotides long. RefSeq names its product zinc finger protein 36, C3H type-like 2 (gene zfp36l2). Gene Ontology annotation, molecular function: mRNA binding; metal ion binding. The transcript has 2 exons. The coding region runs from base 162 to 1253 and encodes 363 amino acids. NCBI's taxonomy places the organism in Eukaryota, Metazoa, Chordata, Actinopteri, Siluriformes, Trichomycteridae. The record is from RefSeq and is a predicted model, not a curated record.